AUGGAAGCAUCGCCGCCCGCCGUGGAGGAGCACCACCGGGGCCCCCGCGUAGGGCUGGUGUACGACGAGAGGAUGUGUCGGCACGGGACGCCCGACGGAGAAAGUCACCCGGAGAGUCAGCAGCGGAUCAAGGCCAUAUGGCAAGAGCUUGAGUCCGCCGGCGUCACACAGAGGUUUCAUUCCAGGCAUCCCGAGGAAGCAUGGGCGCGGUUUUUGUUCCUAUUUUCAGUUCGUAGUAGGAAAGUCGGACUGGUUCGAUGAGAUCAUUGCUUGUUUUCCCAGGUGCUCUGUCUUUGGCGCUGAGGAGGUGGACGACAAGUACGUAUCGGCAGUUCAUACUCGCAAGCACGUUGAUCUCAUCCGAAACGUGAGCUCGAAGCUGUUCAAUUCCCGGAGGAAGAGGAUCGCUGCGAGAUUUAACUCUAUUUAUUUGAAUGAGGGCUCAUCAGAAUCGGCUUUUCUUGCCGCUGGAGGCGUUCUUCAGGUAACGGAUUUUUUUCUUUAGUUUUCAGAGCAGAGAUUCGUGUAGUUCGUCCUCGUCGGUUUGCCGAAACGAAGCUCGAGCUCAAGUUUCUCACAGGUUGCUGACGGUAGGUUGAGGUCUUGACUUUUGUAUCAUUCGUCCAGCUCACUGAAAAGGUCGCAAAUGGGGAGAUCAAUUCUGGGGUUGCCAUAGUCAGGCCACCGGGUCAUCAUGCAGAACCAGACCAAGCAAUGGGUUUCUGUCUUUUCAACAACAUUGCCAUCGCUGCCAAUUUCCUUUUGAACGACAGAGUAUUCUCUCUUCUUAGCAGCACCCUUUUGCUAUCGCGUCCUUGCUUCUUGAAAAUACUAAUAUCUGUUAAACCCAAGAUUAUGGUGCCUGCUAAUGGAAUAGUACUGUUUCAUUGCGAGUACCCAAUAACUGUUUUCCUGUUGUACAGACAGAUCUGGGCAUAAAUAAAAUACUGAUAGUAGACUGGGAUGUGCAUCAUGGAAACGGUACACAGAAGAUGUUCUGGAAUGAUCCUCGAGUGUUAUUCUUUUCAGUGCACAGGUAAGUUAGAUUCACUUCUGAUUUCAAAAUCUUUUAGGGAGGAGGGUCGUCGUGGUUCUUCAAUUGCAUGCCUUGUCUAGAUUUCCCCCUUUCUCUUUCAGCCACGGAGUCUAUUUUUGUUCUUAAAAUUUUGCCCCUCUGCCUUAUCCGCCGAUGGAUUGGAUCUACUUCUGAACCAGACACCCAUGAAUCAUUUAUAUGUCAAGUUUAUUCCAAGCACUAGAAAAACUUGAAUAGAUGAAGCAGCGCCAGAUCGUUGUUCUUUCAUUUCGGAAUUUUUAGAACAACAACAACAAGGGUGUGAACUAACCAAUUGCCUUUUUUGAUCUUCAACCCCUUUUGCGUAAUUUUUCUGUAAGUGUAGUUCCAUCUGAUGAUAUUUUUUUCUUUUCUCCUUCAUUUAACUGAAGCUAAUAUGAAUAAAUGAGAUGGGCAUGCAUUUGUUUGAAGAAUGCUUUACAAAUCCAACUCCUGAGGGGAUUAAUUUCUCACAAUAUUUUUAUGUCAGUAUCUUUCCUUCACUCAAUUCUUUUCUUCCAGCAAUGAUGUUAUCGCUUGGUCCAGGUUUGAAUUUGGGGGCUUCUAUCCCGCUGGUGAUGACGGUUCACAUACUAUGACCGGGGAAGGAUUAGGUGCUGGGUUCAACAUAAAUAUUCCAUGGGAGCAUGGACUUUGUGGCGAUGCCGACUAUCUUUCUGCCUGGGACCACAUACUGAUCCCUGUUGCCGAGAGUUACAAUCCUGAUAUUGUUCUAAUUUCAGGAGGAUUUGACGCAGGUUAAUUCAUUCCCUUUAUUCACGCCUGGUUACAAUUAGUAGAAACAUUUUUUUUAUUUUUUGGCUGAUUUGAUCAUGGAGCUAAAUAUUGCAGUUUGUUAUAUUAACCAGUUAAGCCAAUAGUAAAGGAAAAAACAGUAGUAAUGGCUUCAAUAUCUACAUUGGGAUGAUUAGAUAUGAGUUUCUUUAUCAUCAUAGAUUUAAAGGCCAUGCCUAGGAAACAAGGUGUUAGAAAAAGUCAAGGUAUACAGGGGAGCCCUGGCGAUAAAGGAUAAACCUCAAUGCAUUGAUUCCCUUGUCAGUUUCUCUAAUCGUCAUAUGAAUUAUUAGUACAUUACCUGUAAAUUAUACAUAUCAUUAAAAUGUGUUCGUGACAGUGAAAAUCUUUUAUGAAAGAAAGGAGGAACAAGAAACAUUCCAGGCCUUAUCGGUGCUGUGAGGACAGCUAUUGACGGAAUAUUCUGGAGAAAAUAAUUUAUUUAUGGAAGCUAGAGAAAGCUUAUGAUUGAAUGCCUGUAGAUAUUGCCUAAUCGAUAUUAGGAAGGAAAUGAUAUCUAAAAAGGUAUCUGAUAAUGAAGGAUUAUAUAUGAAAGAACAAUGGCCAGUGUGUGGACGAUUGUUAUGGACCUAUCGCACAAACAAGAAGAUGAAAUCGGAAAUUAUAAGAAACAAUCGAUCCAGUGUCUGUAGAACAUUUGAAAGAAUGGGUUCGGAUGUAGACCUGAAGCUGUGAACAGUCAAAGUUGGGAGUCUCAAUAAAUUGAUAUAGCAUUUUCAAGGAAAAGCAUGAUAUUGCUGGUAGCCUGACACUAACUGAUAUGGCUAGGGUAUAGAUAUGGGUGUACGUUGGGAAUAUGAAAUAAUGAUUUACAUUGUGAGAUUUUAGGAGAGGCUUGGAUGAAUAAGACAACGUACUGGAAAAUGUUCCCACUAUUUUGUUUAAUAAUUAACGUUAUAUUAGGAAAAUCCCUUCGUGUAUCUAGAUUUGGAUGGAAUGAAUUUAGUGGUUCGCAUGAUUGCAAAUUUAUGAGUAAAUUGAGAAACAAAUUUUGGGCUCGCAUGACUAUCAUGAAUGUAUUAGAUCGUACAAGAAGUUCAAAAUAAGAAAAAGAUCAGAACAUGUAUUGUGUAGUGUUGGGAUAGUAAGUUGUCAUGGCAAGAUUAGUCAUCGAUACUAUCGGAGUUCCCAGCAAGAUAAGAGGUCAUACUCCCCAUGAAUAUAUCAGAAAUAUGGUUGUGAUAGCAAUAAUAUGGGAUACCAUUCUUUUGUAUAUUUUGACGUGGCCAUAAAAAAACGUAAACAGCUCCUAAAGAGCGCCCACUUCCAUAAAGUUUCUAUGAUGCAACAAAGUGUGAAGUACAAGGCACAUAUCCCUAUUCCAAAAACUGGGAUUUUUUUAUGAUGAUGGUAAUAAAAUUGGGAAUACUUAUUCUUCGGUAGAGCAUCAUUCAGGUUUGUGAUGCUUGUAAAUAUUGAAGUUGAUAUCAUAUGUUUACCGUCCCCAUGUACUCUGACCACAUACAAAAGAAUAUUGAUUAGGCUUUUUUGAUAUAUCCUAUAGUCUUGGUAAUUGAACAUUCUGUUUAUUUCAGAGUAGUCUUUAAUAUCUUCUUUGCAUGGGUUUAAAACCUCAAGAGAAUUAUGAAUUAAACAAACCUGUUUUAUAAAUAAGGUCCAUAAAAUUUGAUUUAUUUGGAAGAUUGGAUUUAAAUAUAGUGUCCAUGGAAUAAUCCUUCAAUAACACUGACUUGUCCUGUAUAUAGAUUCCAAGGGCAUAGGACGGUCCUGAUUAGCCUUCCCAAUGGUUCAAGGUAGACCAAACAAGCACAGCUGGUACAUUCAUAGCCAUGGCUUGUAUCGGGAGCCUUUUAUGGGGGGUUCGAGUUGACUCGACCUAAACUUGAGGGGGGGGGGGUCAUUGUAAACUAGCCGAGCCUGCCCUACCAGUGGGUCCCUAGCAGACCAAAACUGUCCCUUAAGAGGGGGGGCAUGGCAAGGGACUAAUAUGUUCACUGAAAAGGAAGAUAGAACUGAUGCAAUAUCAUGGCACAUGACAGACGACUAUUGUUUUUUAAAAUAAUAGCAUCAGGUUUCUGGGGGCUUCUUAAUAUAGCGAAAGAAAGAUUUUUUUUUUCUACUUCAAGAUAUUUCUAAUUCCAGACAUUUUAAAACUACAAAAGUUGUUUAAAAAUGUAUCAUGAUUGGAAAUUAGAGAAACAUAUUAGGUACUCUCCCCUCAUCUCCUGAUUUUGACAUUGUUUCCUUUUAGGUAAAGCCUGAACAUUUUCUUCCCACUUGGCAUUUUGUUCCUUCUUGUCAGCGUUGCAUGUCUAAUGAUUUAUUUCAAGUUUUUGUGGAAUAUGGACUCUGACUUCGCUGAUCAAUCCAAGUAUAGUGUUUUUUUAACACAUAAUUUGCUUUCAAAACCUUAGACAGUUUCAAGCCUAGUUUUCAGUGGCUAAAGCAUAUAUUUUAUGUAAUUUUUACAGACGAUACAUUUCAUAUGAUUGUUGCUCUUUCAAGAAUUCUCUGCUUUUCACCCUUCUAAAACCUUUUUUUAAAGCAGCCAUUGGUGAUCCGCUUGGGGGUUGUUGUGUCACACCACGUGGAUACUCUAUCAUGACGAAGAAGGUUGGUUUCUGUGUAAAAAUAUAUGAUAUUUAUGUUCACAUUUUAAAUUUUCAGAAUAAAGCAUUCUACUCUGCUGUGUUUUCAUAAGCGUCAAAUCAUUUCAUUGCACUUUUCCCCCCGCUCGUAUGCUUCAGUCUUUCAACACCGUGUCUAGAGAAAAAAGUAUCACUGACAUUGCUAUCUAUGCCCACUGUUCGCUUUUUUAAAAGUCAUUUUUUGGGCAAUUCAAUGAUCUUUUGAUAUUUUUGUACUUUUCUGAUGCAAAUUUACUUAUGAAUUCACAUGUUUAGUGUACUAUUUUUUUAUAAUUCGAAUCAUUGAAUAUUAUUUCGAUUCUUUAUUUCAGUUGAUGAGAUUCGCCCAAGGGAAGAUUAUGAUGGCUUUGGAAGGAGGUUAUAAUCUUAAUUCUCUAUCAAAGUCCGUUCUUGCAUGUGUGGAGACGCUGCUGGGCGAAACAUCAAAUCUUGAGAAAGUAGACGAGCAACCCUUUGAGUCCACAUGGCGUGUGAUAUGCAAGGUGAUCUUAUUCUAUGCUUACUUGUGGAUUUAAUGCUUAACUAUUAUUUUUAACGAGACAUUCUACUUUUCAGGUUCGCCGCGAGCUAAGUACAUUUUGGCCAGUACUUGCUGCACAUCUACCUGAGAAGCUAUUGGUUGGCAAGGGAAAACCACAUAUCCUUGAGGUGAUUGUCAGUUUUUAUUUAGUUAUUACUUCUAUUAUUAUCAUUCUGUUGUCUAGUAAGACAAUGCUCCAAGAUUAGGCUACUAUGAAUGAGAACCAUUCCCCUUCUUUACAUAGAGGGAGCUGAAAGUCAUCUUAAAGAACUACAAAUUUUCCUUCUUGAGAAAAUAUGAUUUUACCCAGGCAUAGGCCAUUUUCCAGGAAUAUUCCCGAUAAAUGGAGAAACUUGACAGUCAGAUGUGUUUUGUAAAUGGUUGAUUAAUUUCUUUCUCUAAGUCCUUUGUUCUGUCACUUUCCUUGCAGACCAUUACAAUUACAAAAUAAUAUUCUAGCAAUAUAUCUCUACGGUACUACUUGUAAUUUGCUUUUUGGAUUCAGGCUUUGGUCAUAAAUAUGAAAAAAUGAUGCAAAACAUGGUGAGGAAUCAAAUUAAACUAUCAUUUUGCUUCUAGUGUUAAUUCAAAAUUUCUAGUUUUGUGACAUAAAUAUAACGUUAUCAUUUUGCCUUUAUGUACUUGUUAGCAGUUAAGAUUGUGGAAUGUUUAACCAAAUAGUACGGUGACACUUUCUCAAAGUCAUGAAAAAGGAUGAUCCCCCUAAUGAAAUGAUUAUUUUGUACGGUUGAUAUUUGCUUUUGACUGAAAUGAUUCAAUGUCAAUUUAAGCGUUCGAAAGAGAGAAUAAAAAAAAAUUGCCAUUUUCGUUUCAUGUGCGUGUGAAAAUGGUAAGAACCUAGAUCCUGAAAAGAAUAAGAUUCUUCUUGAGUAGAACGGAAACAAGGUUUAGGGGAAGAAAGUUUGAGCUGUGGAGCCCGGAUCCGUUCUACCACAAACAGGUGGAGAAUCUCUGGGAACUUCUAGGACCAAAUGUCUUCUCUACCCCUCCUUAUGUUACUGAGUCCCCUUAUUUAUAACCCUCAGCCCUCUCUUUUGCAUUUUGAUGCUUACUAACCUUCAUAUGCGAUGGUUAGAGACGUAGAAGCUGGAAGCUUCUUCCUUCUUGAGUAUGUAUUGAUGGGAGGCUUAUCAGAAAAUUUCAGGAAUAUAAUUGAAUAAAAUUAAUGUGUAAUAUAAAUACUUGAAAAUAAUAACUUUUGGUAGAAUCAUGUGGCACUAUGCCUUGCCUAGGUGCUGACUGGUCACCUUGUUUAGUUAUGAUUAGUAUGUUAUUGCUUUGCUUCCAUUGGUCACCUUGUUUAGUUAUGAUUGUUCUCUCUUUCCAAACGUAUCACUCCCUUAUCUUGGGAUAUACAGAACAACAGUCUUCAUCGGUAAAAAUUGCACCAAAGAUGGAUAUAGGCUACAAAAACAGUUGCUCCAAGUAUCAGCUCACAUUUCACAGCUCAAUCAACAUACAUAAAAAAAAGGAAGCAUAAAAGUUUAGUUCUGCAGUGAAAGGAUUGUCUUGGAAUUACAAAUUCUUGUUCACUAAUUACUAUCCUGAGAGAGGCUUCAUAUUUAAAACUAUUUUCAGUUGUCAGAAUUUGGUUGAAUUUCUACCCUCAUUUCUUCUUCUGCCAUUAGCUAAACUGUGAAACAUCCCUUCAGUUAUGUUUCACAUCAUCAACUCCUGAAAUUGUCUGAUUUGAAUCUCAGGAUGCAAGCUCUGGGUCUGACUCAGACGCUGAAAUAAAAUUAAUCAAUGAAGGAUCUGGUGCUUUGUCCGAAGGUUCAGGCCCUUCAUAUGGAGCAUGCUUGGAAACUAUUACCGAGGAUGUUACUCUACCUCUAUCAAAGUUGAAUAUUGACAAAGAAAGCGAAACGAGAGCAGCCCAUUUAAAUGACUCAUCUCGCAAUGAACCGACUCUUUUGCCUGAUCGUAUUGUUUCGUCCUCCAUAAUGUGGAGAUCACACCUGUCGAAAGUUGAUAUUUGGUAUGGAACCUACGGUUCAAAUAUUUGGAAGCCUAGGUUUCUUUGCUAUAUUCAAGGUGGACAGGUAAGAAUUCUCCCUAUGGAUCAUUCGUUUGGGAUGUCUUCAAUCAUUUAUGAAAAUGUUUUUCUUUUCCCCAAAGAUAGCCCUCCGGUGCGUUUUCUCGGUCAUCUCUUGACAUUUUGUUUGGACAUCGGUUAUUUUUUAGAGACUGAUAUGAUAUUGUGUUAUUCCACACAUCUCCUUUGCAUAGAUAUAGAAAGCAGAGAAGCAUUGGAGGCAUCAAGGAUGCCACAACGUGGGUCAGAACUGUCUGAUUUGAUCCCGGAUUCUUGUUUUAUGUCAUAAGCUUCUUCAUUGUCAAAAAACUUCCUACAAUUCAGAAAUCAAUCGUUCAUUCUUGUAUAGGAUUUCAGUGCUUUAGAUAAUGUAGAUGCAAUAAAAAUAUAUAUUAUAUUUUGAUGCAAGAUUAUUAGAACAAUUAUCAAUUGCCUACUUUUGGUGCCUGCCUACUGUUUGUCCGUUAUUCUUAUUAAUUUCUUAUAAUACUGCAUUCAUCAGGCAAAUAUUUAUUUUGUAUCCAUGUGAUAACACAUUGCCAUUGUUGUAUAGGCAGACGGCAUGCAAAUCCCAUGUAGUGGCUCAGAGGACAAAACCUUACCAAAAGAUGUCUUAUGGAAGGUAGUUCCUCAUCAAUUAUUCUUUGGAAGAUCCCAUUCAAAAACAUGGGGCAAAGGAGGUGUGGCUUUUCUUCAUCCUGAAAGAAAUGACGCUACCAAGACUUACAUGUGCAUGUACAGAAUAACGUACGUCUCUAAACAGGAUAGCUACAUAACUCUGUGCACUUCUUUCAUUCGUUUGGUUGAAGUUAUACGUAUAUCAUGCUUCCAUCCGGUUACUAGCUGAUUUUUAACGCUUUGUCGAUGGCUCAAUCUGAUAUUAGGCUUGAGCAAUUCAAUGACGUAUUGUGUCAGGAGAAUUGUUUAAAAGAAGAAAUGGGGUUUCCACUGUUCGACUUAUCAGCUCUAGAUUUUGUCAUUCAAAAUAAAUAUAUCCCUCUGGUGGCGGUUAAGGUAUGCUAUACAAGUGUUUUAUACCAUUUAGCUAUUGUAUCAUUACAUCUUCUGUUGUCUUUUUAAGUUAGAAAAUCUCUUUUCCUAGAUGUCUACACAUUGCCAAUCUGAGAGGUACGAUUUUGUGCUUAUUGAAUAAUUAAUCCGCAUUUUGUUUCUCAGAUAUAUUGUAGAUGAUUUGCUUGCAAGCUACUUGAUUUUACCUUGUUUUUUAUGAUUAAAUGGCAGCGGCCAAAGAAAUUUGAGAUGUAUCAAUUUAUGCCUUCAUCGUUUUGCCCGAUGUAGAUGUCAUAGAUCAAUUUAACAAUGCAGUACUUAACCCAUUCAUGUAAGGGCUAUAUAUAUCAAUUAACAGUGCAGUAAUUAACACAUUAAUGUAAGGGCUAUAUAGUAGAUGACAUAGGACUGAAUGACAUCAACCCUAUGUCAUCUCUUAUAGCCGUUCUCAUCUCCUGUCUUAUUAGUUUACAUGUAGGGGGGGAGGGGGGGGGGGGUAUAACGUAAUGGUGAAAACAUGCUGAAAUGAAAGCACAUACAAGACAUUUCCCCACUACAUCGGGACGCAUUCAGAAAUUCGGCAUGUCUAAUGGUCCUUUUUUUUUUUUUUUUAAGAUAGACAUUGUCAGAAAAGAUUAAAAGUUCCUGUAAGCGACACCUAAAAUUUCCUGUAAACGAAGAUAGAUGUCUUGAUUUAAUAACAUUGUGUCCGUAAAAAAUAUUCCAUUCAAUCUAAAAGCAAAAAAAAAUGGUACUAGUAGAAUGAAUUGAAAAUUUACCAUGCUUUAAAGGCCUCAUAAUUUUUACCCAACAAGGAGCAUUCCGAUUCUUAUCUGUGUGAGGACAACUGUUUGGUUUUUGAAACGUGCCACAGUUCUGCUUAGCCUAUUUGGUAUGCCUUUACAUUGUCUUUUGGCUAUCACAAAAGUAGAACAGUGCAUUUAAACGGUUGAAGUUGUCUCUCUAACCAUCUUGGCCCCUUUUUCCCGCAGGAUGGAUGGUAUUCCAAUGUGGUUUAUCUAGGAAAUGAGAAUGGCUUUCCAAUUUUAACAAUGACGUAAGGCUCUUCCACAAAUUUCUCUUUUGUUCUUGGCUCUCUUCUAGUUCUCUUUGAUGCUUCUUAUCUUUGGUUGAUUAUCUUCGACGUUCACACCCUGAGAAAUAUACAUAAGGUUGACAUGCCACAACAGUUCCAUGUGCUAGUCUGUAAUCAUUGUCCAGUCUCGUAAAUUAAUUUAUGAGAUCAAAAAAAUAUGAAAAAAUUCAUAGCUCCAAUUAUCUGGGCAUGCCUCAAAGACAAUCUACAACAAAGCUGUCCUCUUCUCGCUUUUGUAUCCUCGGAGCCUUCAUUCUCUUCUGAGAUAUAUUGUUACCCUAAUACCCAUCAGUAGUUGGCAGAUUGAUAUUAGAACCAUAAUACAUACAGGCGCAUGCUUGAACCAUGGAUUUGCAGCGGUUUCCUUCAUCUCUCUGCUUUUCUUUUAGGUGUAUGCCGAAGGACAUUGAACAAUUCAAAUCUGGUCAGCUCCCUCUGCACCCACCGUCCAAAGAUUAUUGGCACACUCUGUCGAGAGGGCUGAUGGAAGGAAAACAGCUCUCUGAAGAAGAGGCCAUUGAUUACCUAACCAAUGCCACUUUACCGAUUGCCGAGUAA
Molecule: messenger RNA, 9720 nt
Organism: Spirodela intermedia
Lineage: Eukaryota; Viridiplantae; Streptophyta; Magnoliopsida; Alismatales; Araceae
Source: the annotation of a GenBank genome assembly